AUGAAGGGCGUCAUCGGUCUGGCGCUUGCAGCUGCGGCGUCAGCGUCACCAGUGCUCUUCGACGCAACCAACUCACCCGCCGACGCGGCUCCCAUUGUAUCGGCGCAGAACGCCGUCGAGAUUGCCGACAGCUACUUGAUCAAGUUCAAGGAUCAUGUGACUCAGUCACUCGCCGCCGCCCACCACGACUGGGUCGACGACUUGCACACGAGCAACCAAGCUCGUAAGACCGAGCUCAAGAAGAGAUCGCAGGAGCCUUUCCUUGAUGAGCUGUAUGCUGGGCUGAAGCACACCUACAACAUUGCCGGGUCUUUGAUGGGAUACUCGGGUCACUUCGAUGAGGAGACCAUUGAGCAGAUCCGGAGGCAUCCUGAUAUUGCCUACAUCGAAAGGGAUCAAGAGGUCUACACCAUGAAGCACAACCACACCGAGCCUGAGCUCGAGAAGGGCGCGCCAUGGGGCUUGGCUCGUCUCUCGAGCCGCGACUCACUCGGCUUCGGGAACUUCAAUAAAUACUACUACGCGGCUGACGGCGGCGAGGGUGUUGACGUCUACGUUAUUGACACUGGCACCAACAUCGACCACGUCGACUUCGAGGGCCGCGCCUCGUGGGGCAAGACUAUCCCACAGGGCGACCCAGAUGAGGACGGCAACGGCCACGGAACCCACUGCUCCGGCACUGUUGCUGGCAAGAAGUACGGUGUUGCGAAGAAGGCACACGUCAAGGCCGUCAAGGUCCUGCGCUCCAACGGCUCCGGCUCCAUGUCUGAUGUCGUCAAGGGCGUCGAAUACGCCGCUGAGUCGCACGCCGAGACAGUGAAGGCUGCCAAGAGCGGCAAGAAGAGCGGCUUCAAGGGCUCCACUGCCAACAUGUCGCUCGGUGGCGGCAAGUCGUCUCUCCUUGACCAGGCUGUCAAUGCGGCUGUCGAGGCUGGCAUUCACUUCGCUGUGGCCGCCGGCAACGACAACGCUGAUUCUUGCAACUACUCGCCGGCUGCCGCUGAGCAGGCUGUCACCGUUGGUGCUUCGACUCUUUGGGACGAGCGUGCCUACUUCUCCAACUUCGGCAAGUGCAACGACAUCUUUGCUCCCGGCCUGAACAUCCUUUCCACCUGGAAGGGCAGCAAGUACGCCGUCAACACCAUUUCGGGCACUUCCAUGGCAUCGCCGCAUAUCGCCGGUCUUCUCGCCUACCUGCUCUCUCUUCAGCCAUCCAAGGACUCCGCGUACGCUGUUGCCGACAUCAGCCCCAAGGAGCUCAAGGCCAACCUCAUCUCUAUCGCGACUGAGGGCGCUUUGACUGAGGUUCCAUCUGACACUGCCAACUUGCUCGCCUGGAACGGUGGUGGCGAGGAGGACUACAAUGAAAUCGUUAAGAAUGGUGGCUACACUGUUGCCAUGGAUGAUCGGGCUGAAGAGGAGGAGAUUACUCUCGACUUUGGCAUGAUCGAGGAGGAGAUCGCUGAGGAUGUCCACGAGAUGGCCAAGAAGGUCGGACUCAUGGAGAAGAAGCUUGGAGACUUCCUCUCGAAGGAUGUCGUCGACGCCCUGGAGAAGACUGAGUCCAAGACCGAGAACGGCUUCAAGAAGAUCGAAGAGUACACCGAGGAGGAGCUUGAUGAGCUUUACAGGAAGAUUGAGUCUGAGUUCGUGUUCUAA
Molecule: messenger RNA, 1659 nt
Organism: Saxophila tyrrhenica
Lineage: Eukaryota; Fungi; Ascomycota; Dothideomycetes; Mycosphaerellales; Extremaceae
Gene: PRB1
Product: proteinase B
Exons: 2
Coding region: 1-1659 (552 amino acids)
Biological process (GO): proteolysis
Molecular function (GO): serine-type endopeptidase activity
Source: RefSeq, a predicted model, not a curated record